Closterium sp. Naga37s-1 is the source of this 849-nucleotide messenger RNA. The record is from the annotation of a GenBank genome assembly. Lineage: Eukaryota; Viridiplantae; Streptophyta; Zygnematophyceae; Desmidiales; Closteriaceae.
AUGGGCCAGAAUUCGGUCCAUAUCGAGCAGGUCAGUGUGAUCGCGGGCAAUGUUGGGGUGUGGGCGCGAGCAGAGGGAAUGUGUGGGAGGGAGCAGGGAAGGAGGGUGUUGGGGCGAGCAGGGAGGGGUGUGGGCGUAGGCAAGGGGGGGUGUGAUUUAUGUGCAUGGUUUGCACUGCAAGGGUUUGAAUGGCGAUUGUGGUGGGCAUAUGGCAUCAGUGCAUGGUUGAGUGGGGGGUACAAUCAUGCGCUGGUGCCAUAUGCACGGGUUCCUUUCAUUUUAUACACCAGCCAACAACCCCGUCAUUCUAUCCUCCGUUCCCGUUCCCUCCCCAUCCUCUCUCCUUUCCCUCUACUUCCUGAUUCCUUGGCCUCCCCUUCCCCUCCCGUUCCACUCCCCCUCCUGUCCCAUUUCCUUACACUUCACUCCCCAUUCCCCUCCCCUUUCCCUCCCUUUCCCCUCCCCCUCCCCUCGCAUUCUCUCCACUUCCCCUCCACUUCUCCUCCCUUCCCUUCCCUUUCUCCCCCAUUUCCCGCCCCCUUUCCCUCCCAUUCCCGUCCCCUUAUCCCCCCCGCCCCUUCUCUUUCACUCCCUUUCCCCCCCUUCUCACCCCCUUACACCCCCCCCCUCCUCCUAGUUCCCUCCCCUUUCCCUCCCCAUCCGCUCUCAUCACACGCACCUGACCUGAAUCAGCGCCGACCUGACCAAAAUGGAGAGCCAGUGCCCGUGUGCCCCGCCACGAGUGUCAAGGAGGCACCAAAGAGGGCCUUCAGCCCAACAACUGCAUCAGCUCGCACAUGGCUCAUUUCAUCUGGAGGCAAUCCAAGCAGUUGUUCGCCCUUAAAAUAA